Suricata suricatta (meerkat) is the source of this 4115-nucleotide messenger RNA. RefSeq names its product zinc finger protein 14-like. Bases 550 to 2664 code for a protein of 704 amino acids. The record is from RefSeq and is a predicted model, not a curated record. Gene Ontology annotation, biological process: regulation of transcription by RNA polymerase II. Gene Ontology annotation, molecular function: DNA-binding transcription factor activity; RNA polymerase II cis-regulatory region sequence-specific DNA binding. The transcript is spliced from 6 exons. Lineage: Eukaryota; Metazoa; Chordata; Mammalia; Carnivora; Herpestidae.
UACCUCUUCUGACUGUUCAUCCUGAAAAUAAACCAGUAAAACCAAGGAAAGUGUUUUCCUAAAUUCUAGGAGUCAUUCUAGAAAAUUACCAAACCUAAUUUGAGGGGAUUAGGGAACCCUAAACUCUGCAGUGCUCCUGGCAGAAAUGUGGGGAGCCUGGGCCCUCCAUUUGUGGCUGGCAUCUGAGUAGAGGGAGUUUUAUGAGGCUAAGACUUUGAUCUUGUGUGGUCUGAUGCUAAGUCUGGGAAGAUGGUGUCAGAAUUGAACUGAGUCCUUGGUCACCCAGGCAGAGAAUUAGUUGAUGUGAAGAAAACUACUGAGACAAAUUUUUAGAUUCUGAGAAGUCUAUGACUGUUGUGUGUUAUAGGGUGUCGGUCAUUUCGAGGGUUAAACAAAUGGACGUAACGUAAGCUUUCCCUGCAUACGGUUUGCAUCUGUGUGAGUGGAAAUCCAGAGGAAGAGACGUGGUGGCCGAACCCUUGAUGAUGCAACUGCAGAAAUCCAGGAUUAACAUAGAGAGUAUUGACGCAGUGAUCAUUGGUGGUAAGAAUGGAGAGCUCACUGCAGGAGACAUCACUGUGGGGCCAUGCUUCGGACGAGCCUUCUCAGGAGCCCCAAACCGGACCACAGGACCUGUCUGCCCUGAUAUCUUAUAAAGAACAAGAAUCUGUGACCUUCAAAGAUGUAGCUGUCGACUUUACCCAGGAAGAGUGGGCCCUGAUGGACACAUCUCAGAGAACGCUGUACAGAGAUGUGACGCUGGAGAACAUUAGUCAUCUGGUCUCUGUGGGCAUGAAAAACAACCAUAACAAGGAAGAAAUAAUACCUAUGCAAGAUAUCUGCACGAAGGACCCACCUAAUUGCUGGACAGUACAGAAAUGUCACGCAGGAGAAGAUCUCUGUUUAUAUAGUGGGUAUGAUGAAAUCUUCACCCACGCCUACACUUUGACUCAACAUGUCUUAAAUCACCCUGUACGGAAACCCUAUAAAUGUAAUGAAUGUGGAAAACACUUCACUCGAAAUGCCAACCUUCGUACCCAUAAAAUAACUCACACAGGAGAGAAUCCGUUUACUUGUACUCAGUGUGGGAGGCGCUUCAGGUAUUUUUCAUCGCUAACUAGACAUAAGCGAAUUCAUACUGGAGAGAAGCCUUAUGAAUGUCGUCUAUGUGGGAAAAACUUUGUUCGAAGUUCCAUUAAACGACAUGAGAGAACUCACACUGGAGAGAAACCAUAUAAAUGCCAUCUAUGUGGAAAAGGCUUCGUUACAAGAUCUAAUCUUCGAGAACAUGAAAGAACUCACACUGGAGAGAAACCAUAUACAUGUCAUCAGUGUGGAAAAGCUUUUGUUACAAGCUCUAAUCUUCGAGAACAUGAGAGAACUCACAGUGGAGAGAAACCAUAUAAGUGUCACCUAUGUGGAAAAGCCUUUGUUCAAAGCUCUUGUCUUAGAGACCAUGAAAGAAUUCAUACUGGAGAGAAACCAUAUAAAUGUCCUAUAUGUGGAAGAGCCUUUGUUACUAGUUCUUGUCUUCGAAAACAUGAGAGAACUCACACUGGAGAAAGACCCUAUGCAUGUCAUCUGUGUGGAAAAGCCUUUAUUCAAAGCUCUAAUCUUAGAGACCAUGAGAGAACUCACACUGGAGAGAAACCAUAUACAUGUCAUCUAUGUGGAAAAGCCUUUGUUACAAGCUCCAAUCUUCGAGAACAUGAGAGAACUCACAGUGGAGAGAAACCAUAUAAAUGUCAUCUGUGUGGAAAAGCCUUUGUUCAAAGCUCUUAUCUUCGAGACCAUGAGAGAACUCACACAGGAGAGAAACCAUAUAAAUGUCAUAUUUGUGGAAAAGCUUUUGUUACAAGCUCUUGUCUUAGAAAACAUGAGAGAACUCACACAGGAGAGAAACCAUAUACAUGUCAUCUAUGUGGAAAAUCCUUUGUUCAGAGUUCUAAUCUUCGAGAACAUGAGAGAACUCACACUGGUGAGAAACCAUAUAAAUGUCAUCUAUGUGGAAAAGCCUUUGUUACAAGUUCUAAUCUUAGAAAACACGAAAAAACUCACACUGGAGAGAAACCAUAUACAUGUCACCUAUGUGGAAAAGCCUUUGUUCAAAGCUCUUAUCUUCGAGAACAUGAGAGAAUUCACACUGGAGAGAAACCAUAUACAUGUCACCUAUGUGGAAAAGCCUUUGUUCAAAGCUCUUGUCUUAGAAAACAUGAGAGAGCUCACACUGGAGAGGAACAAUAUAUAUGUCAUCUAUGUGGAAAAGCCUUUGUUACAAACUCUGAUCUAAGAGACCAUGAGGGAACUCACACUGGAGAGGAACAAUAUAUAUGUCAUCUAUGUGGAAAAGCCUUUGUUACAAACUCUGAUCUUAGAGACCAUGAGGGAACUCACACUGGGGAGGAACAAUAUAUAUGUCAUCUCUGUGGAAAAGCCUUUGUUACAAACUCUGAUCUUAGAGACCAUGAGAGAGCUCACACUGGAGAGGAACAAUAUAUAUGUCAUCUCUGUGGAAAAGCCUUUGUUACAAACUCUGAUCUUAGAGACCAUGAGGGAACUCACACUGGAGAGGAACCAUAUCCAUGUCAUCUGUGUGGAAAAGCUUUUGUUACAAGAUCUGAUCUUAGAGACCAUGAGGGAACUCACUUUAAUUACAGUGAAUGAACAUGAAAGUGCCUUCAGCCACAGCUCUAAUCUAAAAUCAACCAUAAGACUCAUGUAGGGGAAGUUCUAUGGCCAUAUUCAAUAUGGAAAUGCAUUCAUUUUUAAUUUACUCUUACACAACAUGAGUAGACUGCAUUUGGAGAAACCCUAUAUUUAUAAUCAAGGAGGAAGAGAUAUCAGCUAGCCUCUGGUCAUAGGGUGCACAAGAGAAUCAAGAAUGAAGAAUACUCUAAUCUCCCAUAAAUGGGAAAUUACACAGGAAAAUCUUUACAGAAGAAGAUCACUCCAGUAGAAUAACUGAAAAUACUGGAGAACUUAGUCAUUGUUAUAUGCAUGGAAAAAAAACUUAACUGAUAGAAAAACUAUUGUAGGCAUGUGAAGUUUCACACUCUAUAUAAUAGUGAAUAGAAGUCUUCAGUGAUUUUUAAUUCCUUAGUCAACAUGUAGUUUCUCGCACUGUAUAUAUACCAUUGCUAAAUUCAGAUGAAAGGUUAGACUUUGCAUUAGAAAUCCCUGACUAGGAAAAACAUUUAUCAAGAAUAUCUUAAUACAGUUUAGAUAUUAACUUGUAAUUUUACCUAAUGACCUAUUAUAAAAUUUAAGAAAGAUAUGUAGGAUUGUGACAUCAUCUGGGAAUUCUAAAUUCAAAAUGUUAUAACAAUGAUUUUUUUGUAAUUGGAGUAGUUCUUGGAACUGCAUAUGAAGCAAAGUUGUUGCUAAAAAAGUCCAUGAUGUUGGUCAGGACCUACUUUAUAUAUCACAGUAGUAAUUCUGAUGAUUGGAUUCAACUAGAAAAUGUCUUUGGAUAUUAAAAUUAAAAACAACACAAGAUGAUGCGUCAUUACUACAUAUUGUUAACCAUGUAUGUAGGUCGUAAAGAUGAAUUAAAGAUUGUUACAUAGAUAGUUUGUGACUCAAUUCUGUAUACAUUUUCAUUUUAAAAUGCCAAUAUGGAGACAGUGCAGGGUAUUACGUAACUAUAAGGGGGGUCCAUUCAACAACAGGAUACAAUAUCUAUAUAUAUCUGCUCAACAUAGGAGCACCUACAUAUAUAAAACAAAUAUGAACAGAUGUAACAGGAGAUAUGCUUAUACAAUAGAAGGGGGACAUUAAUACACACUUUAAUCAAUGAAUGAAUUAUUCGACAAAACAAAAAUCAACCAUCAUAUCAUAUUAGAUGAGAUGGCCUUCACAAAGGUACACCUCUCACUUCAUCAAAAAGCAAGAGAAUAACACUGUUCAAAGAGUUGUGACAUUCUCCAGAAUUAGUCAUAGUGACCAACGGGUAAUUUUUCUUUUAUACAAGUGAUGUAAUUGUCCCUCUUCCUAUUCAGGAAAAAAACCUCUGCUUUCACCCCACAGAUGGGACACUUUUCUGGUUACUGCUGUAAUCGCUGCUCCCCAAACUGCAAUUCUUUACUCCUAAAUAAACUCAUCGGCCUCUUGUUGCA